AACAUCAUUCCUAAAUCCUGUAAAACUCUCUUAAACACACCAAAUAUUUAGGCAACCAAAAAUUAUAUAUAUACAUGAUUCUGAGAAUGAAGGAAAAUCUAGCGGUGAAAGUUAACGGCGGCACCACCGCCGGAGAAAUGCAUGCAGCUACAGAGGUAACCGCCGACGUUCAUAUUAUCACCUCCGGUGGAGUACGCAUACCGGCGAAUUCCGCCGUUCUUGCAUCUGCUUCGCCGGUUCUGGAGAGCAUAAUAGAUCGGCCAAGGAAGCACCGGAGCUCCGAUAAAACCAUUUCUAUUCUCGGUGUCCCGGACGACGCCGUUUCCGUGUUCGUCCAGUAUCUAUACUCCUCCAAGUGUAGUGAGGAGCAGAUGGAGAAGUAUGGGAUACAUCUAUUGGCUUUAUCUCAUGUGUAUUUGGUGCCACAGCUGAAGCAGAGGUGUACCAAAGGGUUGGUGGAACGGUUGACUGUAGAGAAUGUGGUGGAUGUGCUUCAGUUGGCAAGGUUGUGCGAUGCGCCUGAUCUUUACCUCAAGUGUAUGAAAAUGCUGUCGAAUAACUUCAAGUCUGUUGAACAGACCGAAGGAUGGAAGUUUCUUCAAAACCAUGAUCCUUGGCUUGAGCUUGACAUUUUACAGUUUAUUGACGAAGCCGAAUUGAGGAAAAAGAGGACUAGAAGGCAUAGACAGGAGCAGAGCUUGUAUUUACAGCUUUGUGAAGCAAUGGAGUGUUUAGAGCAUAUAUGUACAGAAGGGUGCACUAGUGUUGGACCUUAUGACAAGGAGCCUGGGAAAAACAAGGGGCCAUGUAGCAAGUUUUCAACGUGUCAAGGUUUACAGCUUCUGAUUAAACAUUUUGCGACGUGUAAGAGAAGGGUGAAUGGAGGAUGUCUACGAUGCAAAAGAAUGUGGCAACUCCUGAGGUUACACUCCUCAAUUUGUGAACAACCUGAUGUAUGCAGGGUUCCUCUGUGCAGGCAAUUCAAAUUGAAGGAACAGCAAGAGAAGAAAGGUGAAGAUGCGAGAUGGAAAUUACUGGUGAGAAAGGUAAUUUCUGCGAAAGCAUUAUCUUCCUUGUCCCUGCCGAAGAGGAAGAGAGAAGAGGAACCAAGGCUGAACCUAAGCCAUCCUGGCAUGAGAAGCUUUACGCUAUGAGAUAAAAUGUUGAAUAUUCAAAAGAAGGACAAGAGUAUUUAGAUUUGGUCCAGUCCAGAUGGCAAAUAUUGCAAGUGAUGGCGAUUUUGUAAAUUUACCUGCUCAACACCCUUUUCUUUGUUUAGCAGUGAAAAGUGUAAGUAGAUGGGAUGAUCUUUAAUGAUGGGGUCAAAUAUCUCUCCUGUAUGAAAGCUGCUGUCUAUAUGGUUGCGAGUGCCAUUCUGUUCUGGCUUUGUCUUGUUUCAAAUGGAAUCCACCCUUUUCUUUUAA
This is a messenger RNA of Coffea eugenioides, 1424 nucleotides long. RefSeq names its product BTB/POZ and TAZ domain-containing protein 1-like. The transcript has 5 exons. Gene Ontology annotation, cellular component: nucleus. Lineage: Eukaryota; Viridiplantae; Streptophyta; Magnoliopsida; Gentianales; Rubiaceae. The coding region runs from base 75 to 1154 and encodes 359 amino acids. Gene Ontology annotation, molecular function: protein binding. The record is from RefSeq and is a predicted model, not a curated record.